AUGGCGUCUACCGACCUGAUCAACGCAGAGUCUGAGUGGAGGCAGCAGUUUGAGGCCAUGCAGGCGGCCCUUGCUAAGCUCAAGCUCCCUCACAACGAUGCCAAGGCAGAUGCCGAUCUGGACGACGACGACUUUGGCGGCUACUCUUCUACGACCAGCGGCCACGAUGUCUGGGACUUCAUCUCUGACGAAGACGAGUAUGAUUAUUACAGCAGCGAUUUUGCGGAUGAAGGAUCUGGCGCAGCCACGGGCGGUUUUGGGGCCGAGUGGCUGGCUACAAGAUGUGCCUCGAUCGCGGCCAAGAAUGGCAUGGCCCCUGAUGUUUUCCAGACUCAGCUCGUCAAUGUAUUAUCUUCUGGCCAGCCCGACGAUGAGCUGCAGCAACAUCUCACUGACCUGGUCGGAUUUGACGACUUGGACUUCAUUAUUGAGCUGCUAGGCCACAAAGAUGAAGUAGUUGCAUCUGCAGCCGCUUUUCAUGAGGAGCCGGAAACAAAAGGAAGACGACUCCUGACAAAAUCCCAAAGAGAUGCCGCUCUUCGUGCGCAGGACUACCAGCACAAGAAUGCAGCCCUGGCCCCUAGUUUCGCCAAGGAGCCUCAGUAUCCUCAUGUCUACAGGGCGUACAAUGCCGGAAACACAUUGAGUUCUUCUGGCAAGAAAUACGGCUUGCCGGUUGGCAGUGAGCGUCUCCAGUUUGAGAAAUACGAGGAGUACUUUGUGCCCGCUGGAAAGAAAGGAGUGCCAGGCCCCGGAGAGAAGCUCGUCAAGAUUUCAGAUUUGGAUGGCCUUUGCCGUAACACGUUUAAGGGAUACAAGACUCUUAACCGAAUGCAGAGUUUGGUAUACCCGGUUGGAUACAAGACAAGCGAGAAUAUGCUGAUUUGUGCUCCAACUGGUGCGGGUAAAACUGACGCCGCUAUGCUCACCAUCCUUCACACCAUUGGCCAACAUGUUGAGCCAAAUCCCAUUGAGAAUCCUGAGGCAACUGAAUUUGCCGUCAAUACAGACGAUUUCAAAAUCGUCUAUGUAGCACCAAUGAAAGCCUUGGCAGCCGAAGUCACCGAGAAGCUUGGCAAGCGUCUUGCCUGGCUGGGCAUCAAGUGCCGAGAAUACACUGGUGAUAUGCAGCUCACCAAAGCAGAGAUUGUUCAAACCCAAAUCAUUGUUACAACCCCUGAAAAGUGGGAUGUUGUUACAAGAAAGGGAACUGGAGACACAGAGCUGGUACAAAAGGUGAGACUUCUCAUCAUCGACGAAGUCCACAUGCUUCAUGAUGAACGUGGAGCCGUGCUGGAAUCUUUGGUAGCUCGAACCGAGAGACAGGUGGAGAGUACUCAGUCGCUCAUUCGGAUUGUUGGCUUGAGUGCCACGUUGCCCAACUAUGUCGACGUUGCUGACUUUUUAAAAGUCAACAAGUACGCCGGCCUGUUCUACUUUGAUGCCUCGUUCCGUCCUGUUCCCCUGGAGCAACACUUUAUUGGUGUCAAAGGAAAAGCUGGAUCCAAGCAAUCCAAAGAAAAUUUGGACAAUGUUGCCUUUGAUAAAGUGAAAGAGAUGUUACAGCGCGAUCACCAAGUCAUGGUCUUCGUUCAUUCUCGUAGAGACACGAUGGUCACGGCAAGAAUGCUUCACCAGAAAGCGAUUGAGCAGUUUUGCGUGGAUCUUUUCGACCCAACAGGACAUCCUCACUUUGGACAAGCGUCUAGGGAUAUGAACCAGUCCAAAUCCAAGGAUAUCCGCGACCUGCUUUCUAAGGGGAUCGGUGUUCAUCACGCUGGCAUGGCCAGAGCGGACAGGAAUCUUAUGGAGAGACUCUUCGCCGAUGGUGUUCUCAAAGUUCUCUGCUGUACUGCCACGCUAGCAUGGGGUGUCAACUUGCCUGCUGCUGCGGUAGUCAUCAAGGGCACUCAGGUUUACAGCGCCCAAGAUGGUAAAUUUGUCGAUCUCAGUAUUCUUGAUGUACUCCAGAUCUUUGGUCGUGCUGGUCGUCCCCAGUUUGAAGACACGGGUAUCGGUAUGAUCUGCACCACGCACGACAAGCUUCCUCAUUACUUGUCAGCCAUCACUGAACAGCAGCCCAUUGAAUCCAAAUUCUCGACGAAACUAGUUGACAAUCUCAAUGCUGAAAUUGCUUUGGGCACUGUGACAUCCAUCCCUGAAGCUGUACAGUGGAUCGGAUACUCAUAUCUGUUUGUGCGAAUGCAGAGGAGCCCAAUGACUUAUGGUAUUGAGUGGGCGGAAAUACGCGAUGAUCCAAAUCUGGUUCAACGACGACGCCAGCUGGCGAUACAAGCUGCGAGAACUCUUCAGCAAUCUCAGAUGAUUAUCUUCAACGAAAAUACCGAGGAACUUCGUAGCAAGGAUAUUGGCCGUAUUGCCAGUCAGUACUAUAUCCUUCACACGAGUAUCCAAGUAUUCAACACGAUGAUGCACCCUCAAGCCACCGAAGCUGAUGUCUUGAAGAUGAUCAGCAUGAGUGGAGAGUUUGACAACAUUCAGUCUAGAGAUAAUGAGGCGAAGGAGUUGACACAGUUCAAGGAUAUCGUUCCUUGUGACGUUGACAAGGGUAUCGAUACACCUCAAGCAAAGACAAACAUUCUCUUGCAAUCGUACAUUUCCAAGAUCCAGCCUGAUGAUUUUGCCUUGUCAAACGACAUGAACUACGUUGCGCAGCAAUCAGGCCGAAUCUGCAGGGCCUUGUUCAUGCUUGCUCUUAACCGCAGAUGGGGCCACCAGUGCUUGGUGCUUCUCACUCUCUCCAAGUCUAUUGAGAAGAGGAUCUGGCCGUUCCAGCAUCCCCUUCAUCAGUUCGAGCUUACCAAGCCCGUGCUCAAUCAGCUCGACUCUAAGGAAAAUCUGACGAUUGACACAAUGAAGGAGAUGGAACCGGCCGAGCUGGGAAGCUUGGUACACAACCAAGGCGCCGGAAAAAAUAUUGCCAAGAUACUCAACAAUUUCCCAUUGGUUCAUGUAGAAGCUGAGAUUGCGCCUCUGAACCGAGAUGUUCUGCGCAUUAAACUCUAUGUUAUCCCUGAUUUCCUUUGGAAAGACCAUAUUCAUGGAACUUCUGAAUCUUUCUAUAUUUGGGUUGAGAAUUCCGAGACUUCAGAAAUUUACCAUCAUGAAUAUUUUAUCUUUAAUAGGAGAAAGUUGCAUGACGAGCACGAACUGAAUUUCACGAUCCCCCUCUCAGACCCGCUGCCAACUCAGAUUUAUGUUCGAGCAAUUUCGGACAGAUGGCUUGGAUCAGAGACGGUCACGCCUGUUUCUUUCCAGCAUCUUAUCCGCCCAGAUACCGAAAGUGUGUAUACGGAUCUGCUCAACCUGCAACCUUUGCCAAUCACUGCGCUUAAGAACCCUGGACUGGAAGAGCUGUAUGCCAAGCGAUUCAGCUUCUUCAACCCUAUGCAAACCCAGAUUUUCCAUACUCUGUACCAUACUUCAGCAAACGUCCUCCUUGGUUCCCCAACGGGAAGUGGAAAGACUGUUGCUGCUGAACUUGCCAUGUGGUGGGCAUUCCGGGAACGACCAAAGUCGAAAGUGGUGUAUAUCGCUCCUAUGAAAGCUUUGGUCCGUGAGCGAGUUGUAGAUUGGGGUAACCGGCUUGCUAAACCUCUGGGACUCAAACUGGUCGAAUUGACGGGUGACAAUACCCCAGACACAAGGACUAUCAAGGAUGCGGAUAUAAUCAUUACAACUCCUGAGAAGUGGGACGGUAUCUCCCGUUCUUGGCAGACCAGAGGCUAUGUCAGACAGGUCAGUUUGGUUAUUAUCGACGAGAUCCAUCUGCUGGCCGGAGAUCGUGGUCCAAUUUUGGAGAUUAUUGUUUCUCGAAUGAACUACAUUUCAUCCUCGCUGAAGAAUAAAGUCCGACUGUUGGGUAUGUCAACAGCAUGUGCUAACGCAACUGACUUGGCCAACUGGCUCGGUGUCAAGGAAGGUCUCUUCAACUUUAGGCAUUCCGUCCGGCCCGUCCCUCUAGAGCUGUAUAUCGAUGGGUUCCCAGAAAUUCGAGGUUUCUGCCCAUUGAUGCAGUCUAUGAAUCGGCCAACCUUUUUGGCUAUCAAGAAUCACAGUCCUGAGAAGCCAGUCAUUGUUUUCGUCGCAUCCCGUCGACAGACUCGCCUUACUGCUAAGGACUUGAUCAACUACUGUGGUAUGGAAGACAACCCGCGACGCUUCCUUCGGAUGGACGAGGAGGACUUGCAGCUCAACUUAUCCCGUGUCAAAGACGACGCUCUUAAAGAAGCUAUUAACUUUGGUAUUGGACUUCAUCACGCUGGUCUUGUUGAGUCUGACAGACAGAUUGCGGAGGAACUUUUCCUAAACAACAAGAUUCAAAUAUUGGUUGCGACCAGUACCCUUGCUUGGGGUGUCAACUUGCCAGCGCACUUAGUCGUCGUCAAGGGCACUCAAUUUUACGACGCAAAAACCAGCGGCUACAAGGACAUGGAUCUCACAGACGUCUUGCAGAUGCUGGGACGAGCUGGACGACCUCAGUUUGACAACUCCGGUGUUGCCCGUAUCUUCACGCAAGAUGCGAAGAAGGACUUUUAUAAGCACUUUUUGCACACUGGUUUCCCUGUAGAAUCUUCGCUGCACAAGGUUUUGGACAACCAUAUCUGUGCCGAAAUCUCCGCCGAGACCAUCAUGAACAAACAAGACGCACUAGACUACCUGACAUGGACUUUCUUCUUCAGAAGACUUCACAAGAACCCCUCUUAUUAUGGAUUGGAGAUUUCUGCAGAAGAGCACAGCACUAUUGCUGCUCAGAUGGUAGCCAACGAAUAUAUGAUUGAAAUGGUCGAGAAAUCCCUUGGAGAGCUCGAGGAGUCCAAGUGCGUUGAGAGUUUCCCCAACGGCGAUGUCGAUCCUACCCCUCUCGGAAAGAUCAUGAGUUACUACUAUCUAUCCCACAAGACCAUCCGACAUCUUGUGCACAAUGUCAAGCCCAACGCGAGCUUCCUUAAUGUCCUAUCAUGGAUGUGCCACGCAACGGAAUACGACGAGCUGCCCGUCCGUCACAACGAAGACCUGGUCAACGAUGUGCUCUCGCAGAACCUCCCCUUCCCGGGCAAUUCAUUCAACCUGCCCAUGUGGGAUCCCCACGUCAAGUCCUUCUUGCUGCUACAGGCCUUCAUGUCGCGCAUUGAGCUGCCCGUAACGGAUUACGUCGGUGACCAGACCAGUGUGCUCGACCAGGCCAUCCGUAUCAUCCAGGCUUCCAUCGACGUCAUCACCGAGAUGGGCUACCUGUCCAGCUGUCUCCAGAUGAUGAAGCUCCUCCAGAGCAUCAAGUGCGCCAGAUGGCCCACCGACUCGCCGGCGUCAAUCUUGCCCGGCGUGGAACCCGACUCGACCAAGGACGACACUACCCUGGCGAAAAUCAGCACAUUUUCUCAGGACCAGGUCAACGCGUUUGCUAAGAAGCUUCGUGUUCCAUCGGGCCUUCAGCCUCGCUUCAAGCGCGCUGUAUCUAUGCUUCCCAACGUCUCCGUGUCAGUCGACGACAUCACGACGCUCUCCUUGACCGUCAACAUCAAGCGUCUCAACCCCCUCGUUGACCGUGAAGCGCGCAUCUGGGCACCCAAGUUCCACAAGCCCCAAACAGAAGGCUGGUUCGUCAUUAUCGCCAAUUCGGCCAACGACGAAGUCAUUGCCGUAAAGCGUGUCGGCUGGGCGGGCCUCUCUACGAGCGGUAAUUCAGGAGCAAAGAAGGCUCUGGGUCAGGGCUCGCGGCCCACAGCACGAACGGUGCUCAAGUUGCCGGAACCCAAGGCCAGAGAGGCUCGUAAGCUGGAUAUUAUUGUCGUGAGCGAUGGAUAUGUUGGCAUGGAGCAUAGGGUCAUGGGGGUGGAUAUUCCAGCUCCACCGGCGGCAGAUGAUGAUUUGGACAAGAAGAAUCAGGUAAAGGCGGCAGCGGCAGGAGGAUCAUCUGCAUAA
Trichoderma asperellum CBS 433.97 is the source of this 5946-nucleotide messenger RNA. RefSeq lists its product as uncharacterized. Gene Ontology annotation, molecular function: ATP binding; nucleic acid binding; ATP hydrolysis activity. NCBI's taxonomy places the organism in Eukaryota, Fungi, Ascomycota, Sordariomycetes, Hypocreales, Hypocreaceae. The record is from RefSeq and is a predicted model, not a curated record.